Molecule: messenger RNA, 750 nt
Organism: Olea europaea var. sylvestris
Lineage: Eukaryota; Viridiplantae; Streptophyta; Magnoliopsida; Lamiales; Oleaceae
Product: transcription factor HEC1-like
Exons: 1
Coding region: 1-750 (249 amino acids)
Biological process (GO): regulation of DNA-templated transcription
Molecular function (GO): protein dimerization activity; DNA-binding transcription factor activity
Source: RefSeq, a predicted model, not a curated record
AUGGAUAUUGACAUCAUCAAGUCUGCUUCAGAUGAUGAUCAGAUGGAAAUGAUGCUGAUGCAAAUGGACAAACUCCCCGAUUUCUCCAGCCCAUACACCGAUAUUAAUGAUAUGUCGAUGAUGGUUUAUGGGACUCAUAAUGGAACUAACAUUGGUUCAAUCCCACAAGUUGUUGAUAAUAAUUCAGCUUCAUCAUUCAUGAACCUGCCUAAUAAUAUAUCAGUCUUGGGCUCCGGUUCGGGCUCCCGGACUAUUCAUCAAGAUCCAUCAGCUCUGCCUUUCUUGCCUAAUUCAAGUGGUGGGAGGAGGAAAAUUGCCAGUGAUGAAUUUGCAGUGAUUGCUACUCAAAAGCGCAAUUCAAUGGCUGUAAUGAGGGAGAUGAUUUUUCAAAUUGCAGCAAUGCAGCCAAUCCACAUUGAUCCUGAAUCAGUGAAACCACCAAAGAGAAGAAAUGUUAAGAUAUCGACAGACCCUCAAAGCGUAGCUGCACGUCAUCGAAGAGAAAGGAUAAGCGAAAGAAUGAGAAUACUUCAAAGACUUGUGCCUGGUGGAACCAAAAUGGACACUGCUUCCAUGUUAGAUGAAGCAAUUCACUAUGUCAAAUUCUUGAAAAACCAGGUUCAGUCCCUUGAACGGGUUGCGGCUAAUAGGCCAACUGGGAUAGGGUUCCCAGUGCCAGUGUCUAGUGGAAGCUAUUUCCCCGUGGCACCAAAAAGUUACCAAUGUCCAUCUCACAAUCGCCAGCAUUAG